This is a messenger RNA of Exaiptasia diaphana, 1015 nucleotides long. Its product is annotated as cilia- and flagella-associated protein 97. The record is from RefSeq and is a predicted model, not a curated record. Bases 24 to 851 code for a protein of 275 amino acids. NCBI's taxonomy places the organism in Eukaryota, Metazoa, Cnidaria, Anthozoa, Actiniaria, Aiptasiidae. The transcript is spliced from 2 exons. Gene Ontology annotation, biological process: spermatogenesis.
AUGCGCACUCAUUCAAAAUCAACAUGGCGACACAGAAAGAGGAGAGGAAAUACGACGAGCAAAAAAGCAUUGACGGUUUGAAACGGGARCACUUCUUAAAACCCGAUUCUGAUCAAAUAGACUUAAACCUUCUUUUGAAAGCUGUUUUGGACAUCAGCGAGAAACUGGAUCGUGAUAAAGAGCAAGCAAGUUCGAAAGGUUUGGAAAAUGGAACGACGCGAUCGUCGUCCGAAAAAACUGUCGAAUUUGAUCAAACRUCUAUUGCAUCUUCUACUAAGUCACGUCCAAAGAGUAGCCGUCGAUAUGAUGGAGUACACAGAGCAACACCAAUUGAACGUAAAAAUAUGUCCUUCAGUAACAGUAAAGUACUCGAUAUUGAUAGGGAAAACCAAAGACUAUUGAAAAAGAUAAGUAGCACUAGCAGGAAACGGCCGAAGUCAACUAGUUCUGCUACUAGUAGAUCUCUUGCAGAGCCGAUGAGAGUUCAAACUGCUGCCGAGGUUAAUAGAGCAAGGUUUCAGAGGAGAGUGGAUGACGAAAAUCAAAAAAUAUUGUCAAGACUAAAGUCUGUUAAACCUACCAAGUCCUUAAGCAAAGACUACUUAUCAAAAGAAGCUGCAUCCCAGAAAAGAUUUUGUGUUAAUUCAUCCAAAAUGCGUCCUUCAAGAAGUGCAUCUAGUUCAAGAAGUACUUCAUCAUCAAGAAUGUCUCAUGCCUUUAGCGAAUCUAGUCUUGCAUCCGAUAAGGACAGCAUUGCUAGUUCUAGAGUCUCUAGAGUAAGCUCUUCGUCAUCACGAUAUUCAAGAAGAAAAUAUGACUUCCCUAAAGCUGUCUGGGAGCCAGGAUGGUAGGAGUCAGAAAAGCCUAGAAGUUUAUAAGAUAAAAUACAAAUAAUAUUAAAACAUGUAAAUAUUAUAAACAAUCAUGGUAAAUGGAUCUAUUAAAUACUGAAUUUUAUAAGUGUGAAUAAAGAUUUUCGUGUAUUUUUCCUUUUUUUUGAUAAUAGUAUCAAAAG